Molecule: messenger RNA, 2627 nt
Organism: Molossus molossus (Pallas's mastiff bat)
Lineage: Eukaryota; Metazoa; Chordata; Mammalia; Chiroptera; Molossidae
Gene: SLC6A3
Product: solute carrier family 6 member 3
Exons: 15
Coding region: 108-1967 (619 amino acids)
Biological process (GO): sodium ion transmembrane transport; dopamine uptake involved in synaptic transmission
Cellular component (GO): neuron projection; presynaptic membrane; neuronal cell body membrane
Molecular function (GO): dopamine:sodium symporter activity; norepinephrine:sodium symporter activity
Source: RefSeq, a predicted model, not a curated record
CAAGCCUUGGCGCACGCUAGGAGGCAGGACCCCAGAGCAGAGCCAAGGCCGGGGAGGGCAGACCAAAAGGAAGAAGCACAGAAUCCUAGAUUCCAUCCAGUCUGCCCAUGAAUAGAAGCAAAUACCCAGUGGGACUGAUGCCUUCCGUGGUCGCCUCAGCUAAGGAGCCCAAUGCCAUGUGCCCAAAGGCAGUGGAACUUGUCCUGGUCAAGGAACAGAAUGGUGUGCAGCUCACAAACUCCACCCUUGUCAACUCCCCACAAACCCCUGUGGAGACCCAGGAACGGGAGACAUGGAGCAAGAAGAUAGACUUCCUCCUCUCAGUGAUUGGCUUCGCAGUGGACCUGGCCAACGUCUGGCGAUUUCCUUACCUGUGCUACAAAAACGGAGGGGGUGCCUUCCUGGUCCCCUACCUGCUCUUCAUGGUCAUUGCGGGGAUGCCGCUCUUCUACAUGGAGCUGGCCCUUGGGCAGUUCAACAGGGAGGGGGCUGCUGGCGUCUGGAAGAUCUGCCCCGUACUCAAAGGCGUGGGCUUCACGGUCAUCCUGAUCUCGCUCUACGUUGGCUUCUUCUACAACGUCAUCAUUGCCUGGGCGCUGCAUUACUUCUUCUCCUCCUUCACCAUGGAGCUGCCCUGGACCCACUGCAACAACACCUGGAACAGUCCCAACUGCACGGACGCCUACUCCGGCAACGCCAGUGACAGCUCGGGCCUCAACGACAGCUUCAGGACCACGCCUGCCGCCGAGUACUUUGAGCGUGGUGUGCUGCACCUCCACGAGAGCCGCGGCAUCGACGACCUGGGCCCUCCCCGCUGGCAGCUCACAUGCUGCCUGGUGCUGGUCAUCGUCCUGCUCUACUUCAGCUUGUGGAAGGGAGUGAAGACUUCUGGGAAGGUCGUGUGGAUCACGGCCACCAUGCCAUACGUGGUCCUUUUCGCCUUGCUUCUGCGAGGAAUCACUCUUCCUGGAGCCAUGGACGGCAUCAGAGCAUACCUGAGUGUUGACUUCCAUCGACUCUGUGAGGCGUCCGUUUGGAUUGAUGCUGCCACCCAGAUAUGCUUCUCCCUGGGCAUUGGGUUUGGGGUGCUAAUCGCCUUCUCCAGUUACAAUAAAUUCACCAACAACUGCUACAGAGAUGCCAUCAUCACCACCUCAGUCAACUCCCUGACGAGCUUCUCCUCCGGAUUCGUGGUCUUCUCCUUCCUGGGGUACAUGGCCCAGAAGCACAGUGUGCCCAUCGGGGACGUGGCCAAGGAUGGGCCAGGGCUAAUUUUCAUCAUCUAUCCCGAGGCGCUCGCCACGCUCCCGCUGUCCUCGGCCUGGGCUGUGGUUUUCUUCAUCAUGCUGCUCACCCUGGGGAUCGACAGCGCUAUGGGCGGGAUGGAAUCAGUGAUCACCGGGCUCAUUGAUGAGUUCCAGCUGCUGCACAGGCACCGGGAGCUCUUCACCCUCUCCAUCGUCCUGGUCACCUUCCUCCUCUCCCUCUUCUGCGUCACCAAUGGUGGCAUCUAUGUCUUUACACUGCUGGACCACUUUGCAGCCGGCACAUCCAUCCUCUUCGGGGUGCUCAUCGAGGCCAUUGGGGUGGCCUGGUUCUACGGUGUGCGGCAGUUUAGCGAUGACAUCAAGCAGAUGAUUGGGCAGCGGCCCAGUCUGUACUGGCGGCUGUGCUGGAAGUUCGUCAGCCCCUGCUUCCUCCUGUUUGUGGUCGUGGUCAGCAUCGUGACCUUCAGGCCCCCGCACUAUGGAGACUACAUCUUCCCUGAGUGGGCCAACGUGCUGGGGUGGGCCAUCGCAGCGUCCUCCAUGUCCAUGGUGCCCAUCUACGCUGCCUACAAGUUCUGCAGCUUGCCCGGGUCCCUGCGGGAGAAAGUGGCCUAUGCCAUCACCCCUGAGAAGGAACACGAGCUGGUGGACAGCGGGGAGGUGCGUCAGUUCACGCUGCGCCACUGGCUCAUGGUGUAGAGGGGAGUGGAGAAAGAAGACCCAGGGCGGCCAUCCCUCUGUGCGUGAGACGCAAACCAAGACGGAAAAAACUGAGCUUGGACAGAAAGGGGGGCUGCUCUACUAUUCAACUUCUGCUUCACUGGAAACAAACAGGAGCUUUAUCUUCUGACUGUUUACACCCUCGUGCCAUGGGGAGAGGACCUGCCAUCCCUCCUGUGUCGCUGUGUAACUUUGUAGAUCUGUGCCCGUUCCCGCAGGUAGAAAACAUUGUGUUCUGUUCAUGUGACAUGGCUCCCCAGCCUCAGCCGCGGCCCGGAGCACAGGUCUCGCUCAUCUGCGUGCCAAAAAGAAAUGCAGUAAUUAUAGGUGCACUCUGCAAGAGCCCAGUGCUCACAACGGCUUCCUGAGUCAUUUAUUUUGCUCAUUUAAAAAAGCCAAAUAUCAUAUUUUGCCUAAUUGUGCAGAAGGUGAAAUGGAAGAAACUGUGCAAAAUGUGAUAAAGUGGGGGCCUUCUGUCUCCACGCUACACACAGUCUGUUCAGUGCCACCGAGGAUGAGGGACCCUUAUGUGAUAGGAACACUGUUUAUUUCCUUGUAGCUGAGAAAAACAAACUCUGUGGAAUCCACAUGGCUGCCAUCACUCCUGUCUGAUGUGGGCUCUGUCAGCUCAUGGUCACC